Polyodon spathula (Mississippi paddlefish) is the source of this 1572-nucleotide messenger RNA. RefSeq names its product kelch-like protein 9. The transcript is spliced from 5 exons. Gene Ontology annotation, molecular function: protein binding. Lineage: Eukaryota; Metazoa; Chordata; Actinopteri; Acipenseriformes; Polyodontidae. Bases 1 to 1572 code for a protein of 523 amino acids. The record is from RefSeq and is a predicted model, not a curated record.
AUGGAUAAUGGUUUGCAGCCGAGCGCAGUAGCAGGCGCUUACCCGUUGAGGUUGCUGGAAGGAGCAAGUAGCCUCAGAGCGCAGAACGCACUGUGCGAUGUUACUUUGGAAGCCGAUGGGGUGGCUUUCCCAGCCCAUAAAGUCAUCUUAGCUUCGGCAAGCAGCUACUGCAGGGUUCUCUUCAUAGGCAACGCUGUAAACCCCGAAGCAAACAAUGUGAAGCUGAAAGAUGUGAGCGCUCGAGGGCUCAAGCAAGUGCUGGAUUUCAUUUAUACCAGCAAGCUGGAGCUGAGCAGGAGCAGCUUGGAAGACACACUCAAGGCAGCUGAAAUCCUGCUGGUCCGGGAUGCUAUUAAGCUGUGCUUCAAGUUCCUAGAGGAGAACCUGAACCAGGAAAACUGCUUGGAAGUUCUCAACAUCGCCAAAAAGUUCUGCCCAGACGAGCUGAGGCAGAAAGCUGCCUCCUACGUCGGCCGACAGUACAAAACGAUCCUGCAAGACCGCCAGCAGCUGGUGGAGCUUGACGAAGACACUCUCCGAGACAUCUUGAACAAGAGCGAGCUCUGUGAGUACAGCGAACUGGAGCUCUUCGACUGCGUCAUGACAUGGCUGCGCCACGACAAGGAAAGAAUCAAAGCGGCGAGGGACCUCUUGAAAAGGAUACGGUUCCCUCUCAUCUCCGCGGAUGACCUGCAGAAGUUCGUCCAGGAGACGUCCGUCAUGAAGACUGACUCCGAGUGCUUCAGCUACCUGCAGGAUGCUCUGAGGUACCACUCGCAGCUGUACGCUCAGCCCGCGCUGCAGUCCCAGAAGACCCAGAUCCGCUCGGACUCGGAAAACCUGCUGGUCCUGGGGGGCAGGACCAGCGACAACAAAGUCUGCAGCGACAUCUGGGCUGCAGACGAGGAAUGCAGCGGGUGGAAAAAGCUGGGGGAGCUGUGCGCUCCGGUGUACAAUCACUGUGCUGUUGUUAUCGGCAACUUCUUGUUUGUUAUUGGAGGACAAUACAAGUUUGAAGCAGCAGGGAAACAGCCAACAAACGAAGUGGCUGGGAUGUUAGAGAAGAGGACCCGCUUCCACGCAGGUGUGCUAUCGGACCACAUCAUUGCCGUGGCAGGUGGCACCCUGCUGGGCAACCUCACCAACACAGUGGAGGAGUACAGGCCCACGGACAACAAGUGGGCUUUUACUGCGCCUUUCCCCCUGGCCGUGGCAGACCACGCAGGAACCACGCACAAGGGCAUCCUCUACAUUUCAGGAGGGUUCUCAGCAGGACAAUCUCUAAAUGACUUGUACAGCUACCUCCCCCGACUCAAACGCUGGGUCAUCAAUCGCCCGAUGACAUUUCCCCGCUGUGACCAUGGCAUGGCUACAGUUGACAACAAGAUUUUCUGUUUAGAUGACUGGGUGCAUGUGAACGAGACAGAAUACUACUGUCCGGAGUCCGACCAGUGGACAACACUCAAGGUGUCUCCCUUUGACUGCUCUCAGUUCAGCCUGAUUGCACAUGGCUCCAAGCUCUACAUCGCAGGAGGAGGGUCGCUGCGGGAAAUGAACAAGAAAGAGGUGUAA